This is a messenger RNA of Polistes canadensis, 722 nucleotides long. RefSeq lists its product as uncharacterized. Bases 88 to 633 code for a protein of 181 amino acids. The transcript is spliced from 3 exons. NCBI's taxonomy places the organism in Eukaryota, Metazoa, Arthropoda, Insecta, Hymenoptera, Vespidae. The record is from RefSeq and is a predicted model, not a curated record.
UAAUACGUACCCGCUUUUACGUUCGCCAAAAUGGCGUAUACGCAAAUAAAUGAUUUCAACGUGUAACUUAAAGAAGUUUAAAAGAAAAUGAUAAAGACAAGACUCGAAGCUUACAGGCGUAAAAAACAUAGAGAAGAAAUGAUAGAAUCGGUUAAAAGUUCGAUAAAAGGUAUUUUAUCGUGGAAUGAAAAUUCUAAUGUAAAUUUAAGACUGUCUAACGACCUACCGAACGAAGAAACGGAAAAGUUAUGCCAGCCUGUUGAAACCACAAACCAAAAAAUAAUAUCUAAAGAAAAAAUAGGGGAUUUAGAGAGUGCAGAUGAUUUAGAUAGUUUGGAAGAUGAAACGGAAGAUAAUGCUCAGUGUCAUUUAUUAUCUAAGUUAAUAUAUUUUUUAUAUUUUUCCCUAUGGAUUGUUUUGUAUAUUAUUGCAGUACAGAUUGAAUUUGGAGCUGUUUAUUUUGUGAUAUCUGCGUUAAUAUUAAUUUGUUUAAAUACGAGGUCGAGACCUAGAAAAAAAGGUGAACUCAGUGCUUAUUCUGUUUUUAAUCCAAAUUGCGAAGCUAUUGAAGGAACCCUCGAUGCUUCCCAAUUUGAAAGGGAAAUUAGAUACGGUGCAUCCAGCAUGCAUUGAUACAAAGAUACGAGUUUACAGUACAUCGUUUUGUGAUAGCAGUCUGCAUUCAGUGGUAAUAUUUUCCCAUUACCACAGUCUAUUGAAAU